Molecule: messenger RNA, 1034 nt
Organism: Onychostruthus taczanowskii (white-rumped snowfinch)
Lineage: Eukaryota; Metazoa; Chordata; Aves; Passeriformes; Passeridae
Product: proteoglycan 3-like
Exons: 2
Coding region: 296-964 (222 amino acids)
Biological process (GO): immune response
Molecular function (GO): signaling receptor activity
Source: RefSeq, a predicted model, not a curated record
ACAGGGGUCUCUGGGAUGCCGGGAGUAUAUGGGAGUGGCACAGGGGAUGGUGGAGGGACGGUGGGGAUAUGGGGCACAGAGGGGCAGGAUGGGGUGAGGGACACAAGGUGGACCUAGGAGUGGCAGUAGGACAGUGGAGACACAGGGGAUGGCAGAAGGGCCACAGAGAGAACAGAUUGUUACCAAGGGUGGCAGAGGGGCUCUGGACCGUGGUGGGGGGUGACAGGGUGACAGGGCUGUGGCGUCUCCAGAGGGUGCUGGUGGUGUUCCCGGUGUCCCUGCGUGUCCCACUGCCAUGUGGCCGUGCCUGCUGCUCACUCUCGCCCUGCUGGGCACUGUCCCUGCCAGCCACCCCGGUGAGUGUCUGUCCCCCUGCCCCACUGAGUGCCCCCCACACCCCUGCCCGCUCCCAGGGACACCCUGGGGACACCCUCAGUCCCUGCCACCCCAGUGCCAUGCCCACACCGCCCAUGCCACACACCUGGGGCUGGCAGUGGGUGGCAGAGGGACCCCCGGUACCAACCCUCCCCUGCUGUGCCCUGCAGCCCCCCGCCAGCCCCAGGGGGUGCCCGCUGGUGAGACCGCCCCGCUGCACUACACCGUGGUGAAGAAGCUGCGCACCUACUCAGGCGCCCAGCGCUACUGCCAGGAUGUGUACCGCGGCCAGCUGGCCUCCGUGCACAGCGCCGCCCGCAACCAGGAGCUGCAGAAACUGGCACAGACCUACAACAUCCUCCUCGCACCCUGGAUUGGAGCUGUCACCAGCCGCAGGGUGAGGGGACUCUGGGGACAAGGGCUGCCCAAGGGGUGCUGGGGGCUGCCUUGGGGGGUGAGGGGCUGGGGAUGGGGUGCUGGGUGCUGGGGCUGCUUUGUGGGGGACGAGCCUGGGGCUGGAGGCUGGGUUUUGAGGCAUGAGCGGCUGGCUGUUGGUUGCUGGGGCUGGUUUUUGGGGUCGAGGGGCUGACUGGGGUGGUGGAGGCUCUCCCUGGGGACUGAGGUGUUGGCACAGCAGGCAGGGCGGUGGGAGUCCUACU